Molecule: messenger RNA, 746 nt
Organism: Aspergillus wentii DTO 134E9
Lineage: Eukaryota; Fungi; Ascomycota; Eurotiomycetes; Eurotiales; Aspergillaceae
Exons: 1
Coding region: 389-667 (92 amino acids)
Source: RefSeq, a predicted model, not a curated record
UGAAAUACUCCAUACCAGCACGAAUUAAUGCUGAGCCUAUCUCAAUCGUUGGUGAUCAUGAUGCGUGCGUAUCUUCAAUCCCGCAAAGCCACCUCUUAAACGCCGCCACGAAUCCGAAGCGCGGGGCUGAGGGGUUGGCGAUGUGCUGACCGACACCAACACCGCAGUUUCAGUUUCAUUGCGGUUUCAGGAUGCUUCGAUUGGGUCCGAUCGAAUGAUUACACAGCUGCGCGGCAGUUCAGCCACUCUGAUUGUAACUCGUUUCUGCCUGCACACUGAAUGAGUCAACGGCAUAGCCUUGACUCCGACCGUAAUUGACGUUUAUAUAGGGGUAGCUGCCUGACAUAAUCCCAACAGAUAAUAUCUGUUAUCGAGACAACGCAUCAAGAUGGAUGCCAAACACACAGCCGAACAGGCACAUGCCGAUCUUACUGUCAGCAUGGCAUCUGUUUCAUUAAAUGCCAACUUACUGUCUCCAUCACUUCCGUGGGCAGUCGUAUCAACCGACGCUUAUGAUUCAGUAUCUCUUGCAUUGAAUGGAUUAUGUCACUCGAAUGACGUCCUCUUGCAAAAUGGAUAUAGAGUACAAGAACCCACCCAAGAGGAUAUAGAUGGCCAUGCGAAAUGUGCGAACUGCGGCGGUACACUUCUUCAUUUUCCCCUGUAGCAUCCACAUCUAAUGCGAGAAUAGAACGAAGACGCGCCCUGGACAGGAAAACAGUACCAGGGUGUUACCACCACAAAGA